Molecule: messenger RNA, 1557 nt
Organism: Amblyraja radiata (thorny skate)
Lineage: Eukaryota; Metazoa; Chordata; Chondrichthyes; Rajiformes; Rajidae
Gene: rab33ba
Product: RAB33B, member RAS oncogene family a
Exons: 2
Coding region: 195-875 (226 amino acids)
Biological process (GO): Rab protein signal transduction
Molecular function (GO): GTP binding; GTPase activity
Source: RefSeq, a predicted model, not a curated record
CUUCCUUCUGGCUGAUGCGGAUCCAGUGGCCGAGCAGCCGCUAGCGACGUGGCGGAGACUGGGGCUGAAGUGUAGCGAGUGCUUGGAACGUUGUGCGGGCGGGCGGGCGGGCUGACCGGGCCGGGGUGGGUGGGUGCAGCUGACUGACUCUCUGCAACGCCAGGGCUCCCUGCUGCCUCUGCCCGCUCGGGGGUAUGUCCCUCAGGGCAGGAACAGCAUCCUCGGUCUCAGCGCCCUCCGGCUCGCAGCCGCUAACCACGCCGCCCCGCACUAGGAUCUACAAGAUCAUCGUUAUUGGAGACUCGGGCGUGGGCAAGACGUGCCUGACCUACCGCUUCUGCGCUGGCAAGUUCCCCGACAAGACCGAGGCCACCAUCGGGGUGGAUUUCCGAGAGAAGACGGUGGAAAUAGAUGGAGAAAAAAUUAAGAUCCAGCUUUGGGACACGGCUGGCCAGGAACGUUUUCGGAAGAGCAUGGUGCAGCACUACUACAGAAAUGUUCAUGCUGUUGUCUUUGUGUAUGACAUGACCAACCCUGUUAGUUUCCAGAGUCUCCCAGCCUGGAUUGAAGAAUGCAAACGGCACUCACUCGGUGGAGAAGUUCCGCGCAUCCUGGUGGGGAAUAAGUGCGACCUAAAAGACGCCACCAAAGUGGAAACUGACCUGGCACAAAAGUUUGCCGAUAGUCAAAGCAUGCCGCUAUUUGAAACCUCGGCUAAGAACCCAAAUGACAACGAUCACGUGGAAGCCAUUUUCAUGACUUUGGCUCAUAAACUAAAGAACCGCAAGCCAAUGAUGCUGAGUCAGCUCCAAGUAGACGAGUCCAAAGUUGUGCUGGAAUCUGAACCAAAGCCUAGUGUGGAGUGUUACUGUUAAAGGGGAACAUGGUUUGUUUUAAAUUCAAAAGAAGAUAAAAAAGCGCUUUGCUGCUAAAUAUUGUUUAAAGUGUGGAAAUAACAGGAGUAAAUUAUCUGAAUGAACCUGGCAGAUCCUGUCAACCGUCCAUGAGAGGAAAUACAGUUGAACAAGAAUUUAAACAUAUACCCAACCAAACACUGACUGAAAAUGAAGCUAAUGAACAUUUCAGAACUGAAAUGUGUACAUUUCUGGUAUUUGUUGCCAGUUAUUAAUUUUAUAUAUUGACAUACAAGAGACAUAUUCAUCCAAUAUACCUUAUUCAGUUAACAGUCACAUACUUCCUCAUCCUUUCAUUGGCUCAUUUCCUUGGCUUUUGCUUUUCCAUCAGGAAAAAUGAUUAUUUUGGUAUUGGAAGCCCUUCACUUGAUUAGUUAGUUGACACAGUAAAUAGCUGAGUUACAGGGAAGGAGGAUCUCCAGUUUGAUUGCCAUUUUGUGCUCUGUUGGGAGAUGUUGACCAGAACAGUAAUGGGUCAUGGUCAUUGAUCUCAGCUCUCCAGUUAAAUCUAGAAACCUGAUCUGCCUUCUGCACUGCUUGCCACCAGUGGCGGACUGUCUAAAAAUAUUGGUUGCCAGGGGCCCACUUGAUAUAGGGGGCCCACUUCAUCAGGGGCCCACUUGAUAUAGGGGGCCCACUUCAU